This is a messenger RNA of Penicillium bovifimosum, 1320 nucleotides long. RefSeq lists its product as uncharacterized. The record is from RefSeq and is a predicted model, not a curated record. The transcript has a single exon. NCBI's taxonomy places the organism in Eukaryota, Fungi, Ascomycota, Eurotiomycetes, Eurotiales, Aspergillaceae. The coding region runs from base 1 to 1320 and encodes 439 amino acids.
AUGUCAUCUCAGAAUCUACGAGCAGCCUGCGCUGAUCCAGCUUCACUGUUUGACCGUUCAGACGAGGAGCUGAUACACUGCGUGCGCAAGGAAUUUCCGCAAGAAUUCGACCGUCUGCGCCGCGCAUGUUCCAUCCGAGAUGAUCCCUGGACGCCUCCAAGCACCCCGUCCCCAUCCUCCAUCUUGUACCGCAAAGACCACGAUGAAGUGAACCGCACAUUGGUGGGAAUCCUAGCACUCCGCUGGCUUCAUACUGGACAGUAUGAGACCUUCAUCGGUUCGCAGCCAUCCGAAUGUCAACUGACGCGAGCCUCGUUCGACUGGAUCCGUCAAUUCUAUACCAAAACCAUCACAGACGCCGACGAACUCUUCACUCUGAUUACCUCACUCGUCAUCAAGAAUCUAGGCAAAGAUCCGCAUUUCGCACUCGACUGCCGCGCGAAGACUGGCAAUGACAUCUCCGCUCUCAACCACGACGCCAUCCUUCUCGCGGCAUGCAAAGCCAGCCUGGUUCCAUCGCUGGCCCAGCUUUCAGAGAAAAACAGGGACGACGUUCUCCGCACAAUCGAACUCGGCGCGUCUUUCAACUUCGGCCAACUCGCCCAGGCUGAGAACGCCCCCGUUUCCCUGGGCGGUUUACGCCGCUUGAAGGACCACGAGCACUCCUUCCGGCUCCGCUUCAUGCUACAGUUGAUUGAAGUCGCUGGUGCGGCGGGCCACAUGGACUGGACGUGCGCCAAAAGGCUUACCCAGCCUGUUUUCGAGUCCUAUCGCGCUGUCUACGAUGCUUGUGAGGGUGUUAUUGCGGGUACUCUGAGUGUCCGCAAUGCGUAUGACAUGGUUCUAAUUCGACGCGGAGAGGCUCUCCGACAGGAUGGGGUGCGAUUGUUCAAUAUCGAGAAGAAUCCGGAUGAUCGGGCGUUGAUGCGGUUGUUCUGUAUGGGCAAUGUGACUACGAACGACAAGGCGCUUUUGUAUGAAGAUGCCUGGCGUGCUUUGGAGGACCCGGUUAGAGAGUCUCUCAGGGAUGCUCUUAACCUCGACGGUAAGAGGGGCGAGCCUGCUGUCCAGCCGACAUAUAUGCCUGCUCUGCUUGACCGUACGCCGGAUGUGGAUUACUUGGUCCGUACCCUCUGCUACCUUGCUCGGGUUAUGAAUGCUAGGGAUGUCGAGGAUCCUUCGGCUUUGGUUAUAGAGCGGAGUAUGUAUGAUGUUUUGGAGCAGGUUGUUGACAGUAAGGAGUUUCGGAAUGACCCGUCCUUGUUGGAGAAGGUCGAUGUGCCUGAUGGUGUGGUUGUUUUGAACACAGCCAUGGUUUAA